Molecule: messenger RNA, 1939 nt
Organism: Panicum hallii
Lineage: Eukaryota; Viridiplantae; Streptophyta; Magnoliopsida; Poales; Poaceae
Product: glucan endo-1,3-beta-glucosidase 5-like
Exons: 1
Coding region: 186-1688 (500 amino acids)
Biological process (GO): carbohydrate metabolic process
Cellular component (GO): plasma membrane
Molecular function (GO): hydrolase activity, hydrolyzing O-glycosyl compounds
Source: RefSeq, a predicted model, not a curated record
CAUCUUGCUUCCUCCCAACCUUUUCCCACUCUCCCAUCUCAUCUCACCUCUGACCCGACUCCUGCUCUGAACGACCACCCUAUAUCUUCACGGCCAUCAUCCGUUCACACCCGCAUCAACACACACAAGCACAUCACCGGUGCAACACCCCCAGCAGCAAAAUAAAGGCACUCGCCGGCGACGACAUGGCCUCGUGCGCGGCGCUGCGGGCGCUGGCGGUGCUGCUGUGGGUGGCGGCGGCGUACCCGGUGGUGUUCCGGGCGCGCCCCGUGCAGGCGCUGGCGGCCAACUGGGGCACCCGCGCGCUGCACCCGCUGCCGGGGGACAUCACCGUGCGCCUCCUCCGGGACAACGGCUUCGACAAGGUCAAGCUCUUCGAGGCCGACCCGCCCGCGCUCCGGGCGCUGGGCCACUCGGGCAUCCAGGUCAUGCUCGGCCUCCCCAACGAGCUGCUCGGCCCCGUCGCCGCCAGCGUCAACGCUGCCGAGCAGUGGGUGCUGCAGAACGUCUCCACCUACGUCUCCAAGUACGGCGUCGACAUCCGCUACGUCGCCGUCGGCAACGAGCCCUUCCUCAAGUCCUACAAGGGCAAGUUCGAGGCCGCCACGCUGCCCGCCGUCCAGAACGUGCAGGCCGCGCUCGUCAAGGCCGGCCUCGCCCGCCAGGUGCACAUCACCGUUCCGCUCAACGCCGACGUCUACGAGUCCCUCGACGGCAAGCCCUCGUCGGGCGACUUCCGCCCGGACAUCGCAGGCCUCAUGGUCAGCCUCGUCCGCUUCCUCCUCGACAACGGCGGCGUCCUCACCAUCAACAUCUACCCGUUCCUCUCCCUCUACGCCGACGCCAACUUCCCCAUGGACUACGCCUUCUUCCCCUCCCCCGGCGCGCCGCCGUCCCAGGCGUCCGUGCAGGACGGCAACGUGCUCUACACCAACGUCUUCGACGCCAACUACGACACCCUCAUCGCCGCGCUCGAGAAGCACGGCCUGGGGGCCAUCCCCGUCGUCGUCGGCGAGAUCGGCUGGCCCACCGACGGCGACAAGAACGCCAAUGCCGUCAACGCGCAGCGAUUCAACCAGGGCCUCUUCGACCGCAUCAUCGCCGGCAAGGGCACCCCGCGCCGCCCGCAGAUGCCCGACGUCUACGUCUUCGCGCUGCUCGACGAGGACAACAAGAGCGUCGACCCCGGCAACUUCGAGCGCCACUGGGGCGUCUUCAACUACGACGGCUCCCCCAAGUACCGCCUCAACCUCGCCAGCGGCCGCCCCAUCGUGCCGGCCAGGGGCGUCCGCUACCUCUCCAAGCAGUGGUGCGUGCUCCGCCCGGACGCCAGCCCCUCCGACCCGGCCAUCGCCGGCGCCGUCGGGUACGCCUGCGAGUACUCCGACUGCACCAGCCUCGGCACCGGAUCCUCCUGCGGCAACCUCGACGCGCGCGCCAACGUCUCCUACGCCUUCAACCAGUUCUUCCAGGCGGCCAACCAGCAGAAGGGCGCGUGCAACUUCAACAACCUCUCCACCAUCGUCACCACCGACCCGUCCCAGGGGACCUGCCGCUUCGAGAUCAUGAUCGACACCGGCCGGCACGAGCUCACCGGAAAGUCGGCCGCCGGCAGGGUGGCUGCUUCCUCCUCGUGGAGCGCCGUGCUAGCGCUCGGCUUGGCCGGCCUUGUUGCGACCGCGUGGUGAGGCUGCGACGCAACGGCUAGAAACUAGAGAGCGCCAACAAUUCUUUGAUUUUUCUUAUACUAAGGGCGAAUUAAUAUUAAGGAUAUUCUUGGUGGUAAAUACUUAUUUAUUUACCAUUGGAGGAUUAUUGGCCAAGGGUAGCUUCUGUUACUGGCAAAGGGAUUAUUUAUUUACUGUAUCAGACUCAACUGGAGGAAUUGUUGAAGCUGGAUUCUUUCUGAUGUACAUAUAUCUGCAUACACGACAGAGAU